Phalaenopsis equestris is the source of this 4624-nucleotide messenger RNA. Its product is annotated as phosphatidate phosphatase PAH2-like. The record is from RefSeq and is a predicted model, not a curated record. Lineage: Eukaryota; Viridiplantae; Streptophyta; Magnoliopsida; Asparagales; Orchidaceae. Gene Ontology annotation, molecular function: phosphatidate phosphatase activity.
UAAUAUUCGACGAAGUUUUAAUGGAAUAUGCUUCGAUAUCAAAUGCUUUUGUCGUCAUCCCCCCUCCUCCGACCAUCCUCUCUCCUCCUUCGUCUUCCGUCGAGCCUUCGCAGAGGAGGCUUCUUUCCCGUUUUCUUCCAAUCUGGAGGCGUUUACUUUGGAUUACUACUCAAGUUUGUUGGGUUCGAUAUCGUCGCUGGUUAAUGCUCUCGAUUUUGCCGGGUUUGGGCCUAGCUUUGCAGAUAGAGUUAUCUGCUGAAUUGAGUAGGAUUUGAAAAGAUGAAUGCCGUGGGGAAGCUUGGAAGCUACAUCAGCCGAGGCGUCUACACUGUCUCCGGUCCUUUCCACCCGUUUGGCGGGGCUGUCGACAUUAUUGUGGUCCAGCAGCCGGAUGGGAGCUUCAAAUCCUCUCCGUGGUACAUUCGGUUUGGAAAAUUCCAAGGAGUCUUGAAAACGAAGGAAAAGAUCGUCAUCAUUUCUGUCAAUGGAGUGGAAGCUGGAUUCCACAUGCACUUGGAUCACAAGGGUGAAGCCCACUUCCUGAAGGACCCUGACACCGAAGAAGGGCAGGAUGCCAUUUUGCCGCAAGCUUCAGGAGGUGAGAGGGAGGAGAGAUUGGGGGACACUGUAGAAGGGGAGGUUGCCAUUUUGCCACAAACUUCAGGCAGUGAGAGGGAGGAAGGAUUGAGGGUGACCGAAGGAGGGGAAGUUGUGAUUUCAACACAAUCUUCAGGUUGCGAGAGGGAGGAAAUAUUGGGGGAUGCUCAGUUUACGAAUACUCAAAGCUGUAAGUAUGAUGGAGACAGGAGGGAUUCGGUUUCUUCUAAUUGUGCUCAAAAUGUGAAGAUUCUUACCAGGACGACUUCACGUAGGUCUGGGAUUCUUGGGCUUUUGUUUGGCCGAAGAUCUAUGAAAGAAAAUGCGCUGAAUGGGGGUGUUGAUCGAGUGAAUUCGUUGGAGCGAGCAGAAAUUGCUGCUGACCUUUUAGAAUUGAAGUGGUCAACCAAUCUCCUGGACAGUAAUGGUUCUCGGAAGAAGCCUACUGAGAAGAAAGAUUUUUUUCCGAAGAAGUCAGCUGGUGAGAAAGAAGGAAAUCAACAACUAUAUCCUUAUGAUGUUGAGCAGGAUUGUGAUGGGAAGGCGAAUUACUCUGUUGGAGGUUUAGUUGAUAAUUUUGGAACAAGCAUUGUUGAAAGAGAGCAUUUUGAAGAAAGAACCAGUUGUCAUUCAAUGCAUGUAACAGAAGAAGAAAUGGCCAUUGAAAUGAGCUAUAGAAAGGAGCAAACCACAUUACGAACUGUUUCUAUUAAUCAGAUACCACAGGAAUCAACUAAGAACUACCCUGAUAGUUUAUGCACCAGAUUUAGCACUUGUAAUCACGAUUCACGUCAUAAUCCUGAUAGAAGUUUGGCAACAGACGUGCUUUUUGAAGAAAAAAGUACUUCUGCUUCUGGGUUAAGUAGCCAUGUGGAGGCUGCAGAGCUUUACACUGUGGAAACAGUUGGUUCAGCUGAGAGUAACGAAUCAACCUCAAACAUGUUGGAUGUAGAAGGCUGUGAAGUAAAUGUUUUAUCAAAGAAUCCAAAGCUUGGGUAUGCUAGUUUUGAUGUUCAAAGUUCUGAUGCUCCUGCAAUUUCUCAUGAUACGUUACAGGAAUUGAAUGACACUUUUGAGGCUUCAGCAUUUAGUGUAUCCUCUAAUGGAAGUGGAGAACAGGAAGGCACAUGCUGUAAUGCUUUUGAAAACUCGCCUGUUAGUUAUGACAUUUCCUCCAAACAAACUUCUAGAACACCCCACCUGAGUAUUUCUCCCAUUUCUUGUGCGGGCCAUGAAUUAAAAGAGGAUUCUGAAGUUCUGGAUAAUGUAAGUUCUGUAUGCCUCAAAAAAAGCUUUGAGUUGGCUGAUUCAGUUUCUAUUGAUGCUCAGACCGAGGCUUUGGUUAGUGGAGCAUUUCUAAGUGGGGACGGGGAAGUUCCUACUGAAUUUCACUCUCACGGAAAUGCAGGUUCAUUUAAUUCUGACUCUGGAACUAGCUGCCAGGAUGUGGUUAUUUUGAAACACAAUCAACCGAUAGACAAAAAUACAUUUAACUGUAGUUUUCCUGAUGCUCAGGAGAAAGACAUAUGCUUGCAUCCUUGCUCCAAUGGUUUGCUGUUGUCUGACCAGAAAACUUGCUCUGAUGGUGAAUCUAAGCCGUAUUGCAUUGUUAAUUUUCAUGAUUAUCUUAAUGAGUCUUCUCAAAUUAACAAAAUGAGCUUUGAAACUAAUGGAGUGAAAAGCUCUUGUUUGUCCGAUAUGCUCAACAGUUUUCAAGAUUCUGAUGCCAGUUCUAGAGCAAUAGCAGUGGAAGACAAAGUAAAAUCAUCUGACAGCUCGGAGGAAGAGCAGUUUCUAUUUAGUGAUUUAGAUAGUUUUGUUCUCAACGAAAACAAGGACGGGGUAUCAUUCAGAGCCGUUGAUGAAAAGGAUAACCCACACCUUCUCUAUGCUGAAUGUGAAGUUGUAGAGGGGCAAACUUUGAAAGAUGUAAGCAAUAAAGAAUUAUCUGAAGGUUUAAUAGAUGAGUCGGUAAUUCAAACUAGUCCCAUGACAAUUCCCAAGAAUAAAUCUUCUCCGAAAGAUUCUUUAAUUUCUUCAAUAUCAUUGCCUGCUAUUCGUUCCUCCAUUCAUGAUCCUGAAAGAUCCAAUAAACAACAGCCGUUGAGCAGCUCAUUAAAUGCAAUCUUUGAGAAAACCAAGGGUGAUUUAUCGAGUUUGAAGUGUUCAAGCUCCUUAGACAUGGAAUAUGGUUAUCAAAAUAAGGUGGUGCAAGACUACUGCUCGUAUGAAGCUGUUGCCUCAGCAUUAGAUUCGAAAAAUGACCAUGCACUAAAGAGCAUUGCAAUCCAUCCUGUUGUGGAGCUAUCUCUUUGUCGCCACUUGCUAUAUGAAGGAAUGGGAUUGGGUGUAGCUUCUCAAGCAUUCGAAUCCGAAAAGGUUACCAGGGAGAAAUUUCAUUCUUUGGGCCCGGCACUACUAAAGAAUGAUAAACUAGUAGCUAGAAUAGGUGGCCAUUAUCUUCCAUGGAAUUCAGCUGCCCCCAUUGUUUUGCAAAUUAUGUUUGGCCAGGAACCUAUAUUUGAAACUCAAGAUGUGAUUUUGGCUGAAUGUGUAAAGAAAAAUGGCGAGGAGGACGCAUCUUUAACGAGCGUUUUAUCUGAGGGGAGCUGGAACCUUUGGCCAUUUGGUUUCAGGAGAUCAAAAUCCAUAAAAUUUGUGCAGUCAAACCAUGAUUACAUCAAUCAAGUGAAGCCUGUUGCUGCUUCCAUGACCAUGAAAAGCCUGAACGGAGACAAUGAUAUCGCUCAGAAAUCCAAGAAUAUUAAGAAGAAAGUCCGAUGGCUCACUCCAAGUUCUGAAGAGCUUACUUCCUUGAAUCUUAAAGAAGGACCAAAUAUAGUCACCUUUAGCUUCUCAACUGCAAUGCUUGGACGACAGCAGGUCGAUGCUAGGAUCUACCUAUGGAAAUGGAAUACUCAAAUAGUUAUCUCAGAUGUUGAUGGAACUAUUACUAGAUCGGAUGUUCUUGGGCAGUUCAUGCCUCUUGUCGGUGUAGAUUGGUCACAGACUGGUGUUGCACAUUUAUUUUCUGCUAUUAAGGAAAAUGGCUAUCAAUUGCUUUUUCUCAGUGCUCGAGCUAUUUCUCAGGCUUAUUCAACGAGGCAGUUCCUUUUCAAUCUUAAACAGGAUGGGAAAGAGCUUCCGCAUGGUCCAGUCGUCAUAUCCCCUGAUGGUCUCUUCCCUUCACUUUAUAGAGAAGUUAUCCGAAGGGCUCCUCAUGAGUUCAAGAUUUCAUGUCUUGAGGCUAUCAAGGCAUUAUUUCCGAUAGACUGCAACCCCUUCUAUGCUGGUUUUGGAAAUAGAGACACUGACGAGUUUAGCUAUCUGAAAGUUGGAAUUCCUCGGGGAAAGAUUUUCAUCAUUAAUCCUAAGGGUGAAGUUGCAGUGAAUCGCAGAGUUGACACAAAAUCAUAUACUUCACUUCAUGCUCUUGUAAAUGACAUGUUUCCGCCUAUGUCCUCAAGGGAACAGGAGGAUUUUAAUUCGUGGAACUUCUGGAAAUUGCCUCUCCCGGAGAUUGCUAUUUGAGCUUCUGGUUAACCUGGGGACCAGUCAGAAAAUGUGGAACCAUUGUGAUGAACAUGCAAAAACACAAUAUGGACUUUUCCAAGGGAUUACAUCCCCGAGCUGAAGUGGAGAAGAAAUGAUGCACUUGCCUUGGCCAUGAUUAGCAAACAGAGCCAAAUGUGGUUGCAGUUUCGGUUCUAUGUUAACGGCUUGUUGCUUGUCACGGUUAUCAACCGGUCAUUGUAUAUAUUGAUUAAAUUGACGGAGCAACCAAAUCUCGUUUCCUUUCUUCAUGAAUUUGUAUAGUCCUGUUAAUAGUUCUCCCAUUUUCAUUCUUGGUUAUUAUUAAUAUAUUCCCCAUUCUCUUCAUAAAGAAAGCCUCAAUGCUUAUGUAUAUUUAUUGCACGAACUUGAUUAGAUAAUACAGAGCCUAAUUUUGUAACAAACAUUCUUACGACUGGUCAACUUCAGAAAAUAAACGCAUGGUACAUUUCAUAUUUAUGUUCAAAAUUUUGUA